CGACAGCGAUAGGUUCGAGUCAUCCUGUACCGUCCGAGGUUGAUCCGCCAUAGGACUACCUAGUAGUAGUAGUAGUUUUAGGUGUCAGCUGUUUAGUUCGAGGGGAGAAAGGCGAGUAGAGUUCAAAUGGCAAGCGACAAUGGCCAGUCAGACGUUCCGGCGUCUCAUGUAGACGAGGACAAAGGAAGUAACAGCGCGACACCGACUUCGCCUCCUCCACCCCCCAUUCCUUCAGCAGAUCCGAAAUUGGUAUUUCAAGCUCGAACGCCGCCUCCGCUCCAUACCGCCCCGAGUCCUUCCUCUCACGACCUCUUCAAAUUAUCCCCUAUUGCGGCUCUUAAACUGCUCGGUGCCAGUGUCGAAGCGCUUGUCCACAUUACAGGCGAUAUACCUCCGACACCUCCCCCUACGAGCCCAACCAUUCCUAAUAUGCGCAGUAUGCAACGGGAAAAGGCGGAAAUAGUCAGGAAUCUCUCAGAAAAGAGCCUGGUUCGACUGCGGGAACAGGCCGAAAUCCAAGCUCGGGCUCAAGCUCAGACUCAGAAUCCCGCGCAGGCCACACCCAACCAGUCCAUCGACGGCGUCCAUCUUAAGAAGGCAUCAACCCCGGGGGUGCCAAAGAGCACCCCAGAGCCGUAUAUAAUCAUCGGCGCCAACUCGCAGCCGCUCAAUCUUCAACACAGCGCUAUCACGCGCAAGUUCUUUAGCAAACAGCCUCCGCCGAUCAGUAUCGAGGAUUAUCUGUUGCGGAUACAUCGAUUCUGUCCCAUGUCAACUGCCGUGUAUCUUGCGACAUCGUUUUAUAUUUUCCGGCUCGCUGUUGUGGAGCGGGCCAUCGUUGUCACGCGGAGGAAUUGCCACCGUCUACUUCUAGCGGGUCUGAGAGUAGCAAUGAAAGCUCUCGAGGACUUAAGUUACCCGCACGCCAAGGUCGCUCGGGUUGGUGGAGUGAGUGAGAUCGAGCUGGCGAGGCUAGAAAUUAGCUUCUGCUUUCUAACCAGUUUCGAAUUGGUGAUAGGGGAAGAUACCUUGAAGAGUCAUUGGGAGACAUUGAAGCACGGCCAUGGCCUCGUGGGCUUCGAACUCGCACAGUCGGACGAUGAUGCGAUACCGAUUUUGAAAUUGGACGAGACACCGAAAAAGGGGUGAAAUCUGGAUCUGGGCGAUUACUUUAGGCAAUGUUGCGAUGUUGCGAUGUUGCGAUGUCGCACCAUCAUUAUACAUUAAAUGUGCGGUUUGGAAUAAGAGCAAAAAGAAGACAAAAAAACCUUCCACCGGCCCAGCCCAACACCUAUGUUUAACACCGGGUGUCAGCUACUGCGCCUCCCUACUUUCGAUUACUGGGAUAUUAUGUUUCGACCGGAUACGUUCCUCGCCAAUUUAGGUAUUCGCCGCGAUGCAGGGGAACGGGUCGUGUAUGUAGCAGUCAAAGUCAGGGGUCGUCCGAAAAGUCCCCCCGUAGGGUUCGAAUCCGGCUCCUCCAAGAGCAUAUUGGUUUGCGGCUGCUCGAGGCCUUUCAAUUUGACUAACUAGCGGGUGAAAGUCGAAUCGAUUUUUAGACUU
Messenger RNA from Daldinia vernicosa, 1563 nucleotides. RefSeq names its product cyclin-domain-containing protein. The record is from RefSeq and is a predicted model, not a curated record. Lineage: Eukaryota; Fungi; Ascomycota; Sordariomycetes; Xylariales; Hypoxylaceae. The transcript has a single exon. Bases 127 to 1149 code for a protein of 340 amino acids. Gene Ontology annotation, molecular function: protein kinase binding; cyclin-dependent protein serine/threonine kinase regulator activity. Gene Ontology annotation, cellular component: nucleus; cyclin-dependent protein kinase holoenzyme complex. Gene Ontology annotation, biological process: regulation of cyclin-dependent protein serine/threonine kinase activity.